UCGGCGUUGUCACGGGACAACAGCAUGUUAGCGUGCAGAUAGUAGCACGGGUUCUGCGUAUUGUACUGCGAGUGUCGAAAUAUUUAAAAAAUGGGACGAAAGAAGAAGAAGCAGAUGAAACCAUGGUGCUGGUACUGUAAUCGAGAUUUUGACGACGAGAAGAUCCUCAUCCAGCACCAAAAGGCCAAACAUUUCAAAUGCCACAUAUGUCACAAGAAGUUAUAUACUGGGCCAGGUUUGGCCAUUCACUGCAUGCAGGUACACAAAGAGACCAUUGAUGGUGUACCAAAUGCCAUACCUGGUAGAGUUGACAUAGAGUUGGAGAUCUAUGGCAUGGAGGGUAUCCCAGAGAAAGAUAUGCAGGAGAGAAGACGAACAUUAGAACAGAAAUCGCAAGAGAGUCAGAAAAAGAAGCCGAACAACCAGGAAGAUUCUGAUGAGGAUGAUGAUGAUGAUGAGCCAGGACCAUCAUUUCAGCAACCUGUUCCUGCCCAGCCCCAGGCAGGCUACGCUGCUCCCAUGGCCCAGCCUGGUAUGCCUCCUGUGGCUGGAGCACCAGGGAUGCCUCCUGGAGGAUACCAAGGAAUGCCUCCCAUGAUGCCAGGUGUUCCACCCAUGGUGCACGGGAUGCCACCUCGCAUGCAUGGAAUGCCACCAGGCAUGAUGCCCAUGGGAGGGAUGAUGCCUCCCAUGAUGCCAGGAAUGCCGGGCCUGCCCCCAGGAAUGCCGCCCCACAUGGCUCCAAGACCGGGAAUGCCCCACAUGGCCCAAGCCCCUGCAGCAGGAGGGAUGCCAAGCCGACCAGCCAUACCGGCAGCCCAACCUGCUGUUACCAAGCCCCUCUUCCCCAGUGCAGCACAGGCCCAGCAGAGUGCUCCAGGAACUGUAGCUCCAAACUCCAAUAGUACAGCCGCCACCACAGAACCUCCCAAACCAACAUUCCCUGCCUAUACCCAGCCCUCUACUUCUUCUUCCUCUUCUUCUUCCUCUUCCUCUAAUCCCUCUAGCAGCACUGUGGCCAAGCCCCCAGUCACAGUGACCAGUAAGCCUGCUACUCUCACUACAACGAGUGCAACCAGUAAGUUGAUCCACCCUGAUGAGGAUAUCUCACUGGAGGAGAGAAGGGCGCAGUUGCCUCGGUACCAGCGUCUUAUUCCCCGGCCUGGCCAGGCACAUGCGGCCGCUCCCCCAGCCGCUGCGGUGGGCAGCAUGAUCCCACCGCAGCAAGGCAUGCCACCCCAGCAGCCUGGCAUAAGACAUCCAAUGCACGGUCAGUAUGGUGCCCCUCCCCAAGGCAUGCCGGGCUACAUGCCUGGAGGGAUGCCCCCAUAUGGGCAGGGCCCUCCAAUGGUUCCUCCCUACCAGGGUGGCCCUCCCAUGGGCAUGAGGCCUCCUGUCAUGUCUCCAGCGGGGCGGUAUUGAAACAGCGACAAGGUCACCCCACUAGGUUUGGAGGUUAACCUCUUUCUCUCGUCCUUGUGCUUUUUCAGACCUAGCCACAAGCAAUGGGCAGUAGGACCAGUCUGGUGAAGACAGAAAUAAUUCAAUAUAACACACAGACAUUUUAUAUAACCCUCCUCAUUGGGAAAAUUACCAAAUGCCACACCAGCUAACAAUGACCAAUUUGUCAUUGGAAUUUCAUCACAUGUGAGGAUAUAUUUUCUUAUGUUUCACUCAGGUUUAUAUAAGUGAAGUUUUAAUAUGAUUCGCAUUGUUUUGAAGCUGCUGGAGUUACAUGAACGUAUCAACCCCUUAAAAAGGCAAGUUUCUCCUGUAAAACUUUUGUUUUCCCAUUUGUAAUUUUAUUUUUUCAUCUUUAGAAUUAUUGCGGCCCUCACAGCACUCUAGGGUGCUGUUGGACUUGCGUCCCCAACCAUGGUUGGUGAGGGCCUCGGUGAUGAAGAUGAUAGUAAGUAGAGUUGCAGAUCUGUGAUUUAUAAGUCACUAGUUUCAUUCUUAUUUUCAGGUUAUUCUUAAUGAUAUUCCGUGGUCUAAAGAGUAACUGUAUACAUCCUUUGUAAUGUUCUAAGAAUCUAUGUUGUAAUAAAACCCGUCUUUAAAUCCAAUGCUGGUUUGUCCUGACGUACCUGAAGGUGAGUCGCCAUAAAGGUUAGUACUAGUGUUGUAUCUCUUAAAAGAAUGAAGGCUGGGAUUAACUAUAAGAUUUUACUAUCUCGCUACCCACCAAGUUUUCCACUAGUCAAGUUCCAUAUGGGAGGAUUGAGAUUUUUAUCCUAAAGCAUAUUUUUCGUGAUAUUUUAGUGAUCUAGUUUCCACCUUUCAAGUCAAAAUUUGUUUGGGGCAGCAUGACUUAAUUUACUUUAAAAUCUUGUAGUGUACUCCAGCCCAUGCCAUAAUAUUGGCUAUUUUGGUUCUUAACAUUGCAUGUUUAUGUGCAGUAUGUUAGCAUAUAUGCGGGUGUACAUUUUAUUGUGAAACUCUUUAUGCAAUAAAAGAGCUUCUGACCUCCGUUGUCUUAGAAGUAUAUCAUAAAAAAUUGUAUGUAAUUGCAUGGGAGUUUCGUGUUUACUUUUUUCUGCUGUUAUGUCAUCAAACAUGAUCAACUUUUUCUGCUCGUGACCCAGAGUUGGUUCAUUAAAAUUUGGGUUGUGUUCAGUGAGAGAACUGGAUAAUUGGCUGUAGACCCUGAGGAGAAACAACACUGCUUGCAUAGAUUUGGACAGAGGCUUAUUGAGGAAUAUGUCUUUGAAUUAUUGUGCACUCAGGUAAAGAAUGUACUGAAAAGAGUUAUCUGGUUUACACUGAAUUGUUUGUUCAACAUAAAGAAGAAAAAUCUUAUCCCUCAUCCCUGAAUAUUGUUUUUUCUGUCAUCUAUAGACUGGAUCAGCUCAGUUUUAAAAGCCAGUCAGCUGCCAUAGCUCGUCUGAUAAAGUGAGUGAGUACCUGCUGUUUGUAGUGUGACUGUAUCUGCAGGUCAAUGCUAGGUUUAAAAUUGGGUUUUCAGAUGUUUUUUAAGAUGCUCAAGCUGAAUAAGUAGAAAUACUUCAAUGUCGUCUUUUCUGUUGAAACAGAAAAUGACCUUAUUUUAAUUUAAAUUCAAGUGGAAAAGCCCUCUUUUUUUUCUUUCUCUUUUUUUUUUCUCGAUGGUGUAAAUGUCACAUUUUGGAGAAAAAGUGAGUGAUGUGUGGUGUGCAAAUGUCCUGUCUUGUCGGAGGCAUUAAAUUGGGGCUGACGUAUGGAAAAGUACUUACAAGGUGAGUUGUCGAACAUGGACUAUCAUCGUCUCAAGUAAAAAAAAAUUAGGUUCCUACACAUCAGCUGCACAAAUAUCUUGACCUCAUAAGAUCUUUGUCGCUAUGUUCAAAUGUUAUUUUUAGACUUGGUAAUUGUGAAAGUUGCAAGAAUGGGGGUGGGUUAACAUGUUAUCUGCCACCCACUUGAAUUGACCGCACUGGCCCACAUGGGAUAAACAAAUCCAUAUGCUAUUUGCCAAACAGUUUUGCAUAUUUUAAGUUUUCAAUUUGAAUUACUUUUCCCGUAAGUAUGAGAAUCCAGAGUUUCAGACUUUUCCCCUGACAAAACGGUAAUUAAAAAAAAUCAUUCCUUUCAUAUUUGGUUUCUCAAUUCUUGUUUAUUAAAAUGACUGAUGUUUUAGAGGUAAUAUUGUCGUUUGCCCUUGGAUCAACUGUUUGUAGUGUUUAAAUGAGUGGCUUUGAAAUGCAUGUUGUCCUCUUAGAAAUGUUUUCUAAAGACCAUUCGAAAAGGCCUCAGCAAGUUGCAGUUUCUCGUGCAUUUUAUGUAAUGAAACUACAGCGAUCUGGGUUUCAGAUUUCAUU
Messenger RNA from Lampris incognitus (smalleye Pacific opah), 3797 nucleotides. RefSeq names its product zinc finger protein 207, b (gene znf207b). NCBI's taxonomy places the organism in Eukaryota, Metazoa, Chordata, Actinopteri, Lampriformes, Lampridae. The record is from RefSeq and is a predicted model, not a curated record. Bases 91 to 1422 code for a protein of 443 amino acids. Gene Ontology annotation, cellular component: nucleus. The transcript has 10 exons.